Arachis duranensis is the source of this 2114-nucleotide messenger RNA. RefSeq lists its product as uncharacterized. Gene Ontology annotation, molecular function: copper ion binding; cytochrome-c oxidase activity. Gene Ontology annotation, cellular component: membrane. The transcript has a single exon. Bases 16 to 1899 code for a protein of 627 amino acids. Lineage: Eukaryota; Viridiplantae; Streptophyta; Magnoliopsida; Fabales; Fabaceae. Gene Ontology annotation, biological process: ATP synthesis coupled electron transport. The record is from RefSeq and is a predicted model, not a curated record.
UUUAGAUCAAUCACUAUGUUUAACAACGUUCGACGCAUCUCUUUAUUUGAUGAGAAGAGUCUUAACUCAACUUCGAGUGAUACAGCUUCAAUGUGGAAUGAUUUUCCAUCGGUCCCUUCUGACCUGCCACCCUUACCAGCUGACUCGGUUCCAUCUGUCCCCUCAUUACCUUCCAUAGCAAGUGAUGUUGAGGUGGAGCAGCCGGCUCCUUCUAAUUAUAAUUACGAGACUCAUGGUAUUGAUGAGGAUCAUCCGGGUCUUAACCCGGACAGUGAACGUAUAGUAGAGCUUCAAUCUGAUAUACACGAUAAAUUGGGAGAGUUGAUGACUAACAAGAGUGACCAAGACGUUCUGAGUGCGGCCGAAGCUUUACAUGGCGAAAGCAACAAUAUCCCUUUUCUGGAGCACCUGUUAGAUGAUUUGAACAAAAACGAAAUAGAAGGUGAAGCCUAUAAGGAUGCCCUGGAUCUAUCGAAUAGGUUGGGUAUAUUACCCGAUAAAGCAGCUUUGUGUGAUGCAGCGGAGCCAUGGCAAUUAGGAUUUCAAGACGCAGCAAGUCCUAUGAUGCAAGGAAUAAUCGAUUUACAUCACGAUAUCUUUUUCUUCCUCAUUCUGAUUUUGGUUUUCGUAUCACGGAUCUUGGUUCGCGCUUUAUGGCAUUUCCACUAUCAAAAAAACCCAAUCCCGCAAAGGAUUGUUCAUGGAACUACUAUCGAGAUUCUUCGGACCAUAUUUCCUAGUAUCAUCCCGAUGUUCAUUGCUAUACCAUCAUUUGCUCUGUUAUACUCAAUGGACGAGGUAGUAGUAGAUCCAGCCAUUACUAUCAAAGCUAUUGGACAUCAAUGGUAUCGGACUUAUGAGUAUUCAGACUAUAACAGUUCCGAUGAACAGUCACUCACUUUUGACAGUUAUACGAUUCCAGAAGAUGAUCUAGAAUUGGGUCAAUCAAGUUUAUUAGAAGCGGACAAUAGAGUGGUUGUACCAGCCAAAACUCAUCUACGUAUUAUUGUAACACCUGCUGAUGUACCUCAUAGUUGGGCUGUACCUUCCUUAGGUGUCAAAUGUGAUGCUGUACCUGGUCGUUUAAAUCAGAUCUCUAUUUCGGUACAACGAGAAGGGGUUUACUAUGGUCAGUGCAGUGAGAUUUGUGGAACUAAUCAUGCCUUUACGCCUAUCGUCGUAGAAGCUGUUCCUAGUAAAGAUUAUGGUUCUCGGGUAUCCAAAUUUCCUAGUAUCAUCCCGAUGUUCAUUGCUAUACCAUCAUUAGCUCUGUUAUACUCCAUGGGCGGGGCCCUCUCGCCAUUGAGUGCUUUGUGUGCGUCCUCCCCCUCCGUAAAUGGGUCGUCCAGUACCGGCUGGACGUCGUUACUGGGGAGCACCUCGCAGGAACCGUCGGGCGUCUCUUCGCCCUCGGGCGUGUGGACGCAUUUUGAGCAUGCUGCGAACUCCCCCGGGAGUAGCACAUCAGUAACGCCUAUCCCAGCAGAACAAGCAGUGCCUCCCGCUAAUCCUGUAGCUUCCGGGGAAGCGGAAGCCGGUCCAUCUCAUGUGGCCCACUUUCCGUAUAACGAGGCGGAGGUCAUUGGGGGGGACUCGGUUCUGUCGAUCCGGACGCGGCUUUUGGAGGAAAAUCCCUUUGCCUCCGCAGAAGAACUCCGUAUUGCUCAUCUUGAUGCCGAAGACCUGUUUGAGGUCAAAGCAGAUAUCGCCAUGGAAAUGUCUGCUCAUGAUCCAACUGGUGAUUGGUUGAACCGGGGGGCGUGGGCCCUCGGCAACCCGCGGACAAAAACUGGGGAAGAUUCUUUGGAGAAUCUCCUCAUUAUACGCGACAAACUUCGCCAACGGGACUGGGAAACCAUCAGGAAUUUGCAAGAAAGGAUGCUUUUCAGGAGGGGCUAAAAUAAAAAAUAUAUAUUAUAGAGUCAGUAGAAAACGCGAAAUUUCCCCUCAUUAGAAAGGGGGGAGGGGUCCCGAGAUCCUGGGCAGCGGGGUCUUCCCAUCAUGAUCGACUAAAGGGAAAGUCAGAGAUAUUGGUUCGAGUCAAAUUCAUGAUUCCACUGCAGGGGGACUUCAUUCAAUCGAAGAAAAGAAGGAAGCAUUGUACUCAAUUUAGG